UGUUUCGCGGAAGCCCUGGCUAAUGUCUUUUAGAAAACUACCGUUCUACAACCCUUGACUGUGCUUCUGUUCUUAAGCUCAACCCCAGGAACGUCAAAGCCUACUAUCGUUCCUCUAUGGCAUUGUACUCCUUGGACAAGGUUGACGAGGCCGAGGAUGCCACUCAACGUGGUCUCACUCUCGACCCGACCAACAAGUCUCUUGAAAUUGUCGCCUCGAAGAUCACCGCUCGCAAGGAAGCUAAAGCACGUAUCGCUGCUAAGAAAAAGGCCGAAGAGGAGAGGAAUCGCAAAGAGAAGCUACUCCUAAGCACUGCUUUGCGUGCUAGACAGAUCAGGACCCGCAAGACAGACCAGCCUCCAGAUGUUGAGGACGCCGGGAUCCGGUUGUCCCCCGAUCCCCUCUCCCCGGAGAGCAUGCUCGAGUUCCCUACUGUGCUCCUGUAUCCCAUGGAAGCCCAGUCUGAUUUUAUCAAAUCAUUCUCUGAAAUGAACUCCAUUGUCGACCAUCUCGAUUACAUAUUUCCACUGCCCUGGGACACGAAGCAUGAGUACUCUAUCAACAACGUUGAGUGCUUUAUGGAGACCGUGACCGGGGGUCUGAUCAAGGCCGGCAAGAAGUUGCCGCUCUUGCAGAUUCUUUCCGGAGGCAAAGUCGAAGUCGUUGAUGAGAUGGUCAGGAUCUUUGUCGUUCCUAUCUCCAAGACUGGAAAGUUCAUCGCAGAAAUGAAGGCACGAAAGACUACCUGAGGAGUCUCGCGCAUAGCUCUAGCCUUUGAGCAAUUGAUCGUUGAG
This is a messenger RNA of Aspergillus wentii DTO 134E9, 794 nucleotides long. Its product is annotated as HSP70/90 family co-chaperone CNS1. The coding region runs from base 117 to 749 and encodes 210 amino acids. The transcript has a single exon. Gene Ontology annotation, molecular function: Hsp90 protein binding. Lineage: Eukaryota; Fungi; Ascomycota; Eurotiomycetes; Eurotiales; Aspergillaceae. The record is from RefSeq and is a predicted model, not a curated record. Gene Ontology annotation, biological process: protein folding.